Molecule: messenger RNA, 4411 nt
Organism: Elgaria multicarinata webbii
Lineage: Eukaryota; Metazoa; Chordata; Lepidosauria; Squamata; Anguidae
Product: zinc finger protein 345-like
Exons: 5
Coding region: 42-3563 (1173 amino acids)
Biological process (GO): regulation of transcription by RNA polymerase II
Molecular function (GO): RNA polymerase II cis-regulatory region sequence-specific DNA binding; DNA-binding transcription factor activity, RNA polymerase II-specific
Source: RefSeq, a predicted model, not a curated record
GUGAGCGGCGGGGAGGCUGCGUGGAAGGGGCAGGUGAAGAAAUGCCAGUAAUACCUCACAAGUCAUCCCUCCUUCAUGGUGGAGGAGAAAUGGGUCCUGUGCGACCAGAUCAGGGCUUGGUGCUCUUCAAAGAGGUGGCCGUGUAUUUCACCAAGGAGGAGUGGUCUCUGCUGGAUCCGAGACAAAGGACUCUGCAUGAGCAAGUUAUGAUGGAAAACUUUGCAAACGUGGCAUAUCUGGCGAACUGUGAUGUGCCAGGGAGCAAGGCAGAAGAUGGACAGGGAGUAUUCUUAGAAAGAGCAAGUCAUGAAGAACGAAAAGAGCAGAGAAUAAAUCCUCAUUUGAAAAUCCACACAGCAGAGAAGCAACAGAAAUGUACAACUAGCAGUAAAAGUUUCUACGAUAAAGCUACCCUGAAAAAACAUCUGAGGAUCCACACGGAGAAGAAAGCAUUUCGAAGUUUGGAGUGCAGAGAGGCCAUCUGUUGGCGUGAUGAUCUUUCUUCACAUCAAAGGAUUCAUACAGGGGAGAAACCAUUUAAAUGCUUGGAGUGUCAAAAGAGCUUCACUCAGAAUGUACAACUUACAGAACAUCAACGUAUCCACACAGAGGAGAAGUCAUUGAAAUGUCUGGAAUGUGGAAAGGCUUUCCGUUACAGUAGUUUACUUACCAUUCAUCAAAGAAUGCACACCGAGGAGAAGCCAUUUAAAUGCCUGGAGUGUGGAAUGGUCUUCAAUUAUAGUAGUAAUCUUACUUCACAUCAAAGAACCCACACAGGUGAGAAGCCAUUUAAAUGCCUGGAAUGUGGAAAGGCCUUCCACCGUAGUAAUAAUCUUAUUUCACAUCAAAGAAUCCACACAGGUGAGAAGCCAUUUAAAUGCCUGGAGUGUGGAAAGGCCUUCCGUGAGAGAGAUAAACUUUAUAGACAUCAAAGAAUCCACACAGGUGAGAAGCCAUUUAAAUGCCUGGAAUGUGGAAAGGCUUUCAUUUGUAGUGGUUCACUUAUCUCUCAUCAAAGUGUCCACACAGGGGAGAAGCCAUUUAAAUGCCUGGACUGUGGGAAGGCCUUCCAUCAUAGUAAAAAUCUUAUUUCACAUCAAAGAACCCACACAGGGGAGAAGCCAUUUAAAUGCCUGGAGUGUGGAAAGAUAUUUGCUAGGAAUCAUGGUCUUACUGCACAUCAAAGGAUACACACAGGGGAGAAGCCAUUUAAAUGCCUGAAGUGUGAAAAGAGGUUUGCUUGGAGUUUUAGUCUUACUGCACAUCAAAGGAUGCACACUGGGGAGAAGCCAUUUAAAUGCCUGCAGUGUGGAAAGCAUUACCGUCAGAGUGGACACCUUACUGAACAUCAAAGGCUCCACACAGGGGAGAAGCCAUUUAAAUGCACUGAGUGUGGAAUGGCUUUCCGUUGCAGUUCUUCACUUACCACCCAUCGAACUCUCCAUACAGGGGAGAAGCCAUUUAAAUGUCUUGAGUGUGGAAAGGCCUUCCGUUGCAGUGCUACACUUACCAUCCAUCGAAGAAUCCACACAGGGGAGAAGCCAUUUAAAUGCCUAGAGUGUGGAAAGGCCUUCCAUUGCAGUGGUUCACUUGUCAACCAUCGAAGAAUCCACACUGGAGAGAAGCCAUUUAAAUGCCUGGAGUGUGGAAAGGCCUUCCGUCGGAGUGGAGAACUUACUAAACAUCAAAGAAUUCACACAGGAGAGACGCCGUUUAAAUGCCUGGAAUGCGGAAAGGCUUUCAAUUGGAGUAGUCACCUUACUGCACAUCAAAGAACUCACACAGGAGAGAAGCCUUUUAAAUGCCUGGAGUGUGGAAAGGCCUUCCGUUGGAGUGGAGAACUUACUAAACAUCAAAGGAUUCACACAGGAGAGAAGCCAUUUACAUGCCUGGAGUGUGGAAAGAGCUUCACUCAGAGUGGAGCACUUAGUAAACAUCAAAGAACUCACACAGGAGAGAAGCCAUUUAAAUGCCUGGAGUGUGGAAAGAGCUUCACUCUGAAUGGAGUACUUACUAACCAUCAAAGGAUUCACACAGGAGAGAAGCCAUUUACAUGCCUGGAGUGCGGAAAGGCUUUCAGUCAGAGUAGUAAUCUUACUGCACAUCAAAGAACUCACACAGGGGUGAAGCCAUUUAAAUGCCUGGAGUGUGGAAAGGCCUUCCAUUGGAGUGGAGAACUUACUUCACAUCAAAGAAUUCACACAGGGGAGAAGCCAUUUAAAUGCCUGGAGUGUGGAAAGGCCUUCCGUCGGAGUGAUAAACUUACUAAACAUCAAAGGAUUCACACAGGAGAGAAGCCAUUUACAUGCCUGGAGUGCGGAAAGGCUUUCAAUCUGAGUAGUAAUCUUACUGCACAUCAAAGAAUUCACACAGGGGUGAAGCCAUUUAAAUGCCUGGAGUGUGGAAAGGCCUUCCGUUGGAGUGGAGAACUUACUUCACAUCAAAGAAUUCACACAGGGGAGAAGCCAUUUAAAUGCCUGGAGUGUGGAAAGGCCUUCCGUCGGAGUGAUAAACUUACUAAACAUCAAAGGAUUCACACAGGAGAGAAGCCAUUUACAUGCCUGGAGUGCGGAAAGGCUUUCAGUUGGAGUAGUAAUCUUACUGCACAUCAAAGAACUCACACAGGAGAGAAGCCUUUUAAAUGCCUGGAGUGCGGAAAGGCUUUCAAUCGGAGUAGUGAUCUUACUGCACAUCAAAGAACUCACACAGGAGAGAAGCCUUUUAAAUGCCUGGAGUGCGGAAAGGCUUUCAAUCGGAGUAGUACUCUUACUGCACAUCAAAGAACUCACACAGGAGAGACGCCAUUGAAAUGCCUGGAGUGCGGAAAGGCUUUCAAUUGGAGUAGUAAUGUUACUGCACAGCAAAGAAUUCACCCAGGAGAGAAGCCAUUUAAAUGCCUGAAGUGUGAAAAGGCCUUCCGUUGGUGUGGAGAACUUACUAAAUGUCAAAGAACUCACACAAGAGAUAAGCCAUUUAAAUGCCUGGAAUGUGGAAAGGCCUUCCGUUGGAGUGGAGAACUUACUAAACAUCAAAGGAUUCACACAGGAGAGAAGCCAUUUACAUGCCUGGAGUGCGGAAAGGCUUUCAAUCGGAGUAGUCAUCUUACUGCACAUCAAAGAACUCACACAGGAGAGAAGCCUUUUAAAUGCCUGGAGUGCGGAAAGGCUUUCAAUCAGAGUAGUAAUCUUACUGCACAUCAAAGAACUCACACAGGAGAGAAGCCUUUUAAAUGCCUGGAGUGUGGAAAGGCCUUCCGUCGGAGUGGAGAACUUACUGCACAUCAAAGAAUUCACACAGGAGAGAAGCCAUUUAAAUGCCUGGAGUGUGGAAAGGCCUUCUUUUGGAGUGGAGAACUUACUAAACAUCAAAGGAUUCACACAGGAGAGAAGCCAUUUACAUGCCUGGAGUGUGGAAAGAGCUUCACUCAGAAUGGAGUACUUACUAAACAUCAAAGAAUCCACACAGGAGAGAAGCCAUUUAAAUGCCUGGAGUGCGGAAAGGCCUUCGAUCGGAGUAGUCAUCUUACUUCACAUCAAAGAAUCCACACAGGGGAAGCCAUGUAAAGGCCUGCAGUGUGAAAAAGCUUUCAGUCCCGUUAUGUACCACGACCUCUCAAAGCAUUCGCAUGGAAACAAAACCAUUUAAAUGCUUGCAGUGUGAAAAAUCCUUCUGUGAUAAUUCCACGUCAAAAAAUUCACACAGGAGAUGAGCCAUUUCAAUGCCUGGAGUGUGGAAAGAAAUUCACUCAGAAUGGACAAAUUACUUUGCAUCAUUGAAUGUACACACAGGACAAAGCAGAGUGUCAUUGUGAUUUAACAAUGGGGAGUCAGAAAUUUAUAUACCGCCCAACUGGCAGAUGCCAUCAACCUACUUUGAAACCAUGAAAUAAACCCUCAAAGGAAUAAUACAGGAACAGCCAAGACAAUCGACCCAACAAUUAAUAAAUGAACAUACUGAAACGUUAAAAAAUAUUAAAGCAAUUAUUAAGUAGUUAAGAAUAUGUUUUUUUAAUUUUUUAUUGAGUUUUCCAAAGAUGCAGAGAAAGCAAAAACAAAACACUAUUCCAAGGUGUUAUAUUAAUUUAUCCUAUUCCAUUAAUUUAGAAUCUUCUUUUCAUGAAUCCCACAAAUUUCUAUAAGCUGCUUAAGCUUUUUCCAAUGUUAUUCUGUUUGAUUCUGUUUUCAUAUAGCCUAUGUGUUUCUGCCAGUCCUUCUUAAAAGUAUCUCUUUUCUUAUGCUAUUUUUUUCUGACCUAAAAAAAUGGAAGGAAAUGUUUAAGAUCUGAAGAAUGAUAUAUAUGUUUUGUAAUAGAUAUGUAUUGUGAUAGUGAUAAUAUCAAAGUGAACCGCCCAGAGAGCUCUGGCUAUUGGGCGGUAUAGAAAUGUAAUAAAUAAAUAAAUAAAUAAUAGGUU